AUGGGAUUAUUUCUUCGCUCUAUGGGCGAACAAAUGAGAGCUGCUGCUGCUAAGAUAUAUUUGCUCCUAUUCUUGCUUUUCGCUCUUCACUAUCCCUCUUCAGCUAGUGAAGAACCAGACGCCACAUUCAAACGUUUCUGUGCGAAUCCACCAAAUGGAGGAAGUGGGAGACUAGAUGAGAAAACGAUGCAAUGCGAAGUGACCUACAAUGUCAUCUCCUCGGACGAAACCGCCGCCUACAAGUUUUGCGACAUGCAACAUCCGUUUUCUCUGGUAAAGGCCGUAGCGCAAGGACCUCGUACGCUUUGUUCUAUACGGACGUUUUUGAAGUGUGAAAUCACUGAGGUACUUAUCAGCGAGACCUGCUAUCUGGUUAGACGAGUUGAAAGUCAUGCAAAGGCCAAAGCCUGUGGACAAAGACACAAACUUCAUGUUAUUAAGCAUAGCUUCGAGCAAAAGUGGAUUACGGCUUUCAUGACUGAAUAUAAUAUGAUAUGGAUUGGAAACAAUCAGGACCAGUUGAACGGUCUCAUCCACAAAACGUUCCCAGGAAAAGUUUUGAAUGGAGCAUCAGGUCGACUUAUUAGUGGAAGUACGGGAUCACUUGCCAUAUUAACACGCAAAGGAUCGGCAUCACGUUUGAGAGCUGGUGUCAUAACAAAAGCUGACUCAGAAUCACUUUUUCCGAUUCUUUGCUCGCGAAAUGCAGAUCAGUACCCUAGUUAUAUAACAUCAAUGAUCGAGCGGCUUAACGAACUUGGAAUAAGCUCUUCUGUGUUCACCGACCGUGAAAACCGACAACGGGCGUUCGCUUUGCUACGAUCUGUUGUUGAAUUCGAGAUGAAGACUGCAUAUGAUACAGGGACUCAGCGCCACCACAAAGUCUGCAAGGGUUUCAAAAAUGGAUUCGCAGCAACCCCUCUAGAUUUUCAAAAUGUGAAUGAUUUUAAGAACUUCCUGAAGAAGGAGAAGGUCAACAUCGUCUCCGUUCCUGGACGGAGACUGCCUUCCGAUCAAACUCCAAAUUUGAAUAAGUGCGAUAAGGAUCCACGGUAUCAAAGUGCUCGCCAACAAUUUGUUUUUGAUCUCCCUACGGGCGUAGAGAAGAAGGUCCCCAACGAAUAUUGGAGGCCUGAAUUUCCAACUAGGACGUGUGCCGAUACUCCAAGAAUCGCUCUUGGAUUUUCACAAGAAGGUUUAGUUGAUGUCCCCGCCAUUGCUCGCAUGCUUUUAGUGUGUACAUUUGGUGCUCCUAUUUCCAUUGAGCGUACUCCCGACGACGAUUGCCAUUAUCUUGCUCAUUAUAACAAGGCUAAAGGUGCAUGUGAGUGUAAUGAUCCGAAUGCGGACAUUUUAGUAACGAAACUUAUCCGAAGAUCAAGUCAAGAAGAGUCUUUGAAGCCUGGAACACUGUGCCUGGACUGCGAAGCAAAUCCUAAUCAUCAUGUGUUCGUCGUUUUUGAUUUGCACAGCAGUUUUAAAUCUCUGCUGAAGAGUCUUAUGAAAACCUUUUACGUGACGUUUGCUACUCGGCAUACGACUGUAAUCCUUUAUGCAAACGGACAUCCAUUCAUGGGGCAGUUCGCAUGCAAUCCAGCCAAUGUUUUAGCAUCUUGGAAAAUGGUGGAACAAGCGCUGGAUGGUGUGCCAUUUAAGGACCAAAGCAAUAGUGGCGCACCUGAAGUAAUCGCUAAAGCAGAUGAAUAUUUCGCGGAUCUUGCUACUACAAACAAGGUGCUCGUUCUGUUUACUGGAGGUUACCAAAACAAGCAAGGUGAAGUUAAAAGUGUUGUUGACAAGAUCAUUCGAGGAAAAGUUGAUGUUGUUACAGUAGGGACUGGAAAAGCAACUACUGAAGAGUUGCAGCAGUUCAGACCAGCUGCCUCUAGCAUUUUUCCUAAUGCAAAUAGCGCUAACGUGCAACAGCUAAUAACGGAGUUGACAACUAAGAUGGAUAGAAUAUUCGUCCGAAAUGAAUGUGUUCCGAAGUAG
Messenger RNA from Necator americanus (New World hookworm), 1992 nucleotides. RefSeq lists its product as uncharacterized. The transcript has 18 exons. NCBI's taxonomy places the organism in Eukaryota, Metazoa, Nematoda, Chromadorea, Rhabditida, Ancylostomatidae. The coding region runs from base 1 to 1992 and encodes 663 amino acids. The record is from RefSeq and is a predicted model, not a curated record.